Messenger RNA from Pyrus x bretschneideri (Chinese white pear), 2781 nucleotides. Its product is annotated as tricyclene synthase EBOS, chloroplastic-like. The coding region runs from base 31 to 1677 and encodes 548 amino acids. The record is from RefSeq and is a predicted model, not a curated record. Gene Ontology annotation, biological process: diterpenoid biosynthetic process. NCBI's taxonomy places the organism in Eukaryota, Viridiplantae, Streptophyta, Magnoliopsida, Rosales, Rosaceae. The transcript has 7 exons. Gene Ontology annotation, molecular function: magnesium ion binding; terpene synthase activity.
GCUUGUUUCUUGCAGCCACAUUGCUCCUCGAUGAAUAAUAUUACGCAUUUUCGAAGCCCUGGCACCUACAAGCCAAGCAUAUGGAAUUACGAUUUUAUUCAGUCCUUGAAGAUUGAUCAUAAUACCCUACAGGAUAAAGCAUACAAGGACGGGUGGAAGUUUCUUGAGGAGAAAGUUAAGCAUAUGAUUGAUUACGAUGAUGAUGAAAUCAACACGUUGACUAUGCUUGAGUUCAUUGAUGACAUCCAACAGUUAGGUUUGGGAUAUCACUUUGAGGAGGACAUAACGAGAGCCCUUGAUAAAAUAUUGAACAACAUUGAUGACCAGAGAAUUGACCAGAGUCUCCACUUCACUGCUCUCAGCUUCAGGCUCCUUAGACAACAUGGAUUUGAGGUCUCCCAAAAUGUAUUCAGUAGAUUCACGGACGGGAAUGGAAGUUUCAAGGCAUGGCUUUGCAAGGAUGUAAAAGGAAUGCUAAGUCUGUAUGAAGCUUCAUAUUUUGCUUUCGAAGGAGAGAGCUUGUUGGACGAGGGCCUUGUAUUCUCAACCAUUUGUCUCAAGAACCUCAGUGGAGCUAAUGUUACCAAAGGACUAGCAGAACAAGUUAGUCAUGCACUGGAACUUCCACUGCACCAUAGAAUGCAAAGAUUAGAAGCUAGGUGGUAUAUUGAGGCAUACAGUAAAAGGCCAGAUGCAAAUCAGGUGCUACUUGAAAUUGCCAAGCGAGAUUUUAACCGGGUGCAAUGCACACUCCAAAUGGAUCUUCAAGAAGUAUCAAGGUGGUGGGCGGAUAUGGGCUUAGCAAAGAAGUUGAGCUUCACCAGAGACAGAUUGAUGGAGUGCUUUUUUUGGUCGGUUGGAAUCGUCUUUGAACCUCAACACAGUCAUGCCAGGAAAGGGCUGGCAAAAGUGGCUGCUCUAGUAACCACCAUUGAUGAUGUCUAUGAUGUUUAUGGUACUUUGGAUGAACUAGAGCUUUUUACUUCUGCAGUUGAAAGAUGGGACAUCAAAUUUAUACAAAUUCUCCCAAAUUACAUGAAGCUUUGUUUUCUAGCUCUUUACAAUACAGUGAAUGAGAUGGUUUAUGACACUUUAAAGGAGCAAGGAGAAAACGUCCUCCCUUAUGUCACCAAAGCUUGGGCUGAUUUGUGCAAAGCAUUUCUAAAAGAGACAACGUGGUGCUAUAACAAGCACACACCCACAUUUGAAGAAUAUAUUGACAAUGCGUGGAUAUCAGUCUCUGGGGUGGUGAUCUUACUUCAUACAUAUUUUCUCCUCAACCCAAAGAUCACAAAGCAAACACUUGAAUGCUUAGAGAAUCACCACAACCUCUUGCGUUGGCCAUCUCUUAUUUUUCGGCUUUCCAAUGAUUUGAGUACUUCGGCAGCAGAAGUGGAGAGAGGAGAAACUGCGAAUUCAAUCUCAUGCAUGAUGCGUGACAGUCUGAAUAUUUCCGAGGAAUCUGUUCGUGAAUAUAUAAGUAAUUUGGUUGAAAAUAGUUGGAAGAAGCUGAACAAGGAUGAAGCUUCUGCUUCUCCAUUUACAAAGCAGUUUGUAAAAGCAGCAAUAAACCUUGCUCGGAUUUCCCAAUGCGUAUACCAAUAUGGUGAUGGGCAUGGAGCUCCAGAUGCAAUAGCAAAGAAUCGAAUCCUAUCAGUGAUUAUCGAUCCCAUUUAAAGACCAUAAGACACAUUUAUAUGUUGGAUGGUUAUUAGCCACUAACACAAUGGCAUGUAUUUUAGUUUCCUGUUCGAUUUUUCAAUAUGUUUUUUUUUUAUGAGUAUUACACAAAAUUACCUCAACUUUAGGUCGAAUUACAAUCGUAAACCUCAUGUUUAAACAUUACAAUAUCAUACCUUAACUUAUGUAUGCGUUGCAAUGGCAUACCUUCGUUAAGUUUUCUAUCAAUUUGGCUGUUAAAUGAUGAAGUGGCAGGAACAGGGUCCACUCCUUCGUCAACAGGAAUAAAAAUUAUUAAUUACUGAUUAAUUAUUAAAUUUGUAUCUGAAAAAUAAUUAAUUAAGAAAAAAAAAAACUCUCUCUCUCCUUCUUGUUGGUCCCUUCAUUCUCAUCUCCUCUUCCUAUUUCCAUUCAAUUUCAGUAUCAAAUUCAGUACCCACAAACCGAUUCUCACCGUUAAUCCUCAAUGGGCCCUUAUCCGAUAAUCCAGACGCCAAAUCUCCAGGAGCAAAGACGACCAAGAAAUCGUCGCCCCUGCCAGGCGUCAUCGAGAACGCGAAUUCGGUGGAAAACGAUGGUGGGUUGCUGAGAUUCCCGUUGACAAAUUUAAAGGGUUUUCUGCGGAGGAGAAGAUCGGAGCUUGAGAUGGACGACCGCGUAAGGUUGACAUAGGAUCCACCGCCUCCUAGCCCGAUGUCACCGAGGAGGAAAGUUUCGAAAUUGUAUGCGGGUUGCUAUUGUUGCUUGGGCUCGGAAGAAGAAAUGGGUUCUGCAACUAGGGUUUGGGUUAGGAAAUAGGAGUAUGGAGAUGAGGAAAUGAAGGGGACGAACAGGAAGGAGAUAAAGUUUAUUUUAUUUUAUUUUUUUUAGAUUAAUUUUAAUUUAAAUAAAAAAUUAAUAAUUUAUUGAUAAUUAAUAAUUUUUUGUUCCAGGUGAGUGAGUGGCCUUGUUGUCCGCCACUUUAGCAGUUAAUAGCCAACAUUGGCGGAGCUACACCCAGCUACAGUGUGUUGUUGUAGCCUAGGAAGGAUUUUAACAAAUUGCAGCUAUAAUAGUUUAUAUAUGAGGUCGUUGUUGUUUAUUGUAAGUAUAAUAGCCCAU